Apiotrichum porosum is the source of this 2424-nucleotide messenger RNA. RefSeq lists its product as uncharacterized. Bases 1 to 2424 code for a protein of 807 amino acids. The transcript is spliced from 5 exons. NCBI's taxonomy places the organism in Eukaryota, Fungi, Basidiomycota, Tremellomycetes, Trichosporonales, Trichosporonaceae. The record is from RefSeq and is a predicted model, not a curated record.
AUGGCCUCCUCGUCUCCCGGCAGCUCCCCCGGGCCAGACAAGAACCCCAUGUACGCUUCCCUCCGUCAACACAGUCCGCCACCACCAAUCCUUGCCAAAAGCGCCGCCGACGAGACCCCAGUCAUGACACGCCCACCACCAUCCACUGCCAACAAGUUGAGCACCGUUGGACCUGCAAACUCUGUCUGCCUCGAUCACAGAUUCUUUCCUCAUCUCAUGGACAACAUUCUUCUGCACCGCGAAGCCUGGCUGCCGAUGCGCGCGACAUCAAAGCACUACCGUGACAUGGUCGACCUUAUGCCCCAUGGCCACCUUGUGUUUGCCGUUGAGAUAGAGUACUUGGCCUACUCCGCAGAGGACUCCGCAGAGGACUGCACACAGUGCAGAUACUGUGGAGGGACUCGCUUCCCUUGGUCCUUCGACUACAGCAUCGAUGACGACAGCAGUGACGACGAAGAGGAGCCCUGUGUCUGUCGGGAAACGACCUACGGUUUGGAUCGGAUAGUGCACUUUGACAUCAGCACCCCACAUCACAAGCUUCCGGGUAUCCACCCCCGCCCAUACGAUGCCUCUAGUUCUGAACUCGUCAACGGAACAACUGCCGCUGCUGUUAAAGCACUGGUCAAGAAAGCUCACAUUCUCGAUCUUCCCUUGGGUCUGGCGGAAGCCGACUUGGACUGGCUUCAAAGCGAGGCAGAGAAUAUCGAGAUUGUCCGCAAGGUCGAUCCAGAGCGCGAGCAAGAAUUCCUCGAAGAACUCAAGUCUCACAACCUGCCCAAGCGCGAAUGGAAUGGAGCGCUGACCCGUGUCAUUCGACAGCCGUUCCUCUUUCGCAUGGCUCUCCUUGCACCACCCCGUGACUUCACGCGCCUUCGUGUCGGCCAGGAGACAGACCUCUCCAAAAUAUCACUGGCCACGCCCAAUUCCAAAGCGUUUACCGAUGUACCAAUGCAAAUGGCCCUGGUCCAGCUGGUUCUGUCGCGAAAGCACGGCGCAAUGGCGGCUGCCACUGCGCCGCGUCGCGGUAUCGGUACACAUAUCCCCGACCUUGCCACAGUGUUGAGAGCCAUCGUUGCCGGCGAGUCUGGGAGUGUGCGAGGUCUGUUGUCAUUUGUCGGCGAACUUAAGGUCACAAGGUUGGAAAACAGGUCCGGCAAACACGUUGUCAUUGUAUCGCGAAAGGACGACCCCGAGCUGGCCGCCGAUGGCGACGACGGUUGGGAUGAGGCCACCCACUACUCUCUCUCCUCGUCAGCGAGUGCGGAUGAAUCUCGAAUCGCCCAAGUCGACGGUCGCACUAAGUGGUCUGCUGGGAUGUCCAAGACUGUUGUGUACCUGCAGUCAGCGUACGAAUUCUGUGGCACUGUCCUCGCGACGUUCCACCUCGGAUCCCGGUACUCGCGACUGCUGCUGCUUAGCGACGGUGACGUGGCGGUAGAAUGUAACGAAGCAUUUCUUACCACACGCCCUGGCCGCACCCUCUCAAUGGUGGAGUUCUUGCAGGACGAGCAGAGCCUUAGCCACCUGGCGUGGGAUCUCUGCGCUUCCACAAGUAGUGAGCUACCGAUUCUCAAUUGGGAUGAAGGCGCCCGACACAAACUCUUGGACAUUGUCAAGCUGUCCAUCGACAUCAUUGUUGUGCACAUGAAGCGCAACCCUUCCCAACCCUUCUGCCGCCUUCCAUCGUUGGCGACCCUUGGUCUGAAUGAAAACAACAUCCCCCAUACCUUGAAGCGCAGGGCCCUCAAGGUCACCCUUGGUGAUCAGGACAAGGCCGCUGUUCUUGAAUCAUCGCGACCCCUUCGAACGCGCAAGCGCAAGUCGGAGCCUUCACUGCCCCUCGCAGCCAAAAGCGACCAGCCGCCUCCCGAAGACGACAGCGAGGGUGGACACGAGAAGAAGCGUUCACUCGGCAGGGACCCCAAUACAGGCGGAAGACAGGGCGAUGCGACGAGCAGCGUAUGGCCGGGCGUGACGCGCUCCCAGGCAUCGCCCGCCGCUACCUCGUCCAGGUCUCGGGUACAAGAUGAGAGGGAGGAGCACGAAACUUCAAUCCUCAACUCGAAAGUUGGCGUCUGGCUGCAUGGGAUCGAGGACCCGGCCACGAGCUCGGUCGAUUCGUCCCCCAAUACCUCGCUGCGGACUCCUGAAGAUGCCGAAGGGGAUACCACCGCCCUAUUCGACAACGAGCUCAGCCAGGUCCGUUGUGCACAGCACAUGUGUCAGCAGGAUGCCAACCGGGUGGCGAACCAUGUCGCGUCGGAUUCCGACUUCGGCACCGACGAAGACAUCGCUUCUCCCACUGCCCAGGAGCUCCUCCAAGCUAUUGGCGAAAAGGGCAUAAUCGUCACCCUCGUCGAUUCGGCAACCAUGGAUUCCAUGCUGGCGGUUAUAUCAUCUACCGUGUCGCAAUGGCAGGGGUAG